Aspergillus ibericus CBS 121593 is the source of this 2091-nucleotide messenger RNA. Its product is annotated as stromal membrane-associated protein. Gene Ontology annotation, cellular component: Golgi apparatus. Bases 71 to 1786 code for a protein of 571 amino acids. Gene Ontology annotation, biological process: endocytosis; intra-Golgi vesicle-mediated transport; endoplasmic reticulum to Golgi vesicle-mediated transport. The record is from RefSeq and is a predicted model, not a curated record. Lineage: Eukaryota; Fungi; Ascomycota; Eurotiomycetes; Eurotiales; Aspergillaceae. Gene Ontology annotation, molecular function: GTPase activator activity; metal ion binding. The transcript has 5 exons.
CUUUAAUCUCCUUUCCUCCUCUCCGGUUGCAUUCCCUGGUAAUUCGACUCGGACUGCGUCCCUAGCUGUCAUGUCUCGACGUGCCACGCCGUCCCAGGCUGCUCAGAACCAGCAGAUCAUCAAGAGUCUGUUGAAACUCGACCAGAACAAGACAUGUGCCGAUUGCAAGCGCAAUAAGCAUCCGCGAUGGGCGUCAUGGAAUCUGGGAAUCUUCAUCUGUAUCCGGUGCUCGGGCAUUCAUCGCGGCAUGGGCACCCAUAUUAGUCGGGUGAAAUCCGUCGACCUUGACUCGUGGACGGAUGAACAACUGCAGAGUGUUGUGAGAUGGGGCAAUUCUAGGGCAAACAAGUAUUGGGAAGCGAAAUUGGCUCCCGGUCAUGUUCCCUCUGAAGCGAAGAUCGAGAACUUCAUCCGGACAAAGUACGAGUCUAAGCGUUGGGUCAUGGAUGGUCAGAUGCCCGACCCUUCGACCUUGGAUGAUGGGGAUGACGAUGUGCCUCUUGCAGUAGUACAGGAAAAGGCGAAACUUGAGCGCUCCGCUUCUCAGCGGGUGGCGACGGCCAGUCAGCCUGCAGUCCAUCGCCAGCAAGCAUCCAUCGACCUCUUCGGCGACGAUAUCUCCCCUCCCGCGCGUCCCAGUACCACAGAUCCCACCCCUCGGGCGCCUCCCAAACAACCACAGUCGGCGCCUGCUCCUAAGCCGGCGGCCCGUCCUGGAGAUUCGCUCCUGGGACUGGACUUCUUCGGCAGCACUCAGCCGGCCCCCAGCAGUCGGCCAGCCAGCAUUGCGUCGACUCCUGCUGGUUCCACCGGAAUGUCGAGACCCGAUCUGAAGCAGUCUAUUCUAUCACUAUACUCGAAGGCUCCGCCGGCUCCGGCGCAUCAUGAGCGCACAUCCUCGUUCGGAGAUCUUGCCUCUCCCCCGGCUCGCUCCGCAUCGGCCUCAAACAUGGGUGGUCUGACUGAUGCUUUUAGCGGAUUGAGUAUUCCAUCAACCACGUCCCCUCCGGCCCCCAAACCCGCCGAGAAACCCUCGCCCUUCGCCAAUUUGGCGAACUUUGCCAGCAUAAAGUCCACACCGGCAGCCCCCAAGGUCUCUUCGCCUACUGCUUCCGUUAACAGCGGCGGUGGCAGUCUUUUUGAUAGCCUCACUUCUCCUGUCGUGCCCCCACCAAAGCCGCUGUCCCGUACCACAUCAGUUUCCUCCAAUGGGUUUGAUGCGGGAUUCACCAGUUUUGCGUCUCCUCCGCCUCCCAAGCCGAACCCACCGCAGUCGCCUCUCUCCAACGAUCUGUUCGGACUUUCUUCUCCGGCCCCAGCCGCGCCAGCUGCCGUCUCGCCACCGCCGUUCGCAUCGACCUCUCCGCAGGAUCUGAAGUCUGCUUUCAACCUCAACCCCGCUCCUGCCCCAGCUCCGAAGCCCGCUAGCACCACGGCGUCUGUCGCAAACGUGCUUCCCCCCACGACCAUUGACCCAUGGGGAGGCAAUGCCUGGAGUACGCCGGAACCCGCGCCUGCGGCUCCCGCUGCUCCAUCUUCGAUGAUGAAGGUCCCCGACACGCUGACUGCCAAUGACGUUGGUGGAGGCUGGGGCGCCCCGGCCCUGUCUGCGGGUUCCAAGCCGGCGCCAACUGUUGCGGCCGAUGAAGAUUUCGGCGGAUGGGCCAGCGCGGCACCGAUCUCGUCUACCACGACCAACACUACUACGACUAAUAAGAACGCAUCCUCUAAACCGGCGGGCGGGUUUGGCGGAGCCGACGACUUGUUUUCUAAUGUUUGGGAGUAAGGCCUUUGGGUCGGCUCGCAUCCGUCUACUUUGCACAUAUCGGUGUUUAUCGUCUAUCUUUUAGACUUCAGCGGCAGGUUUCAAUGUGAUCUCGUGUUAUUACGUUUCCUUCUCCAUUUUUACAGUGUCUACCUCCCUGUUUUGGUAUCUUGUUUCUCAUCACUCAUGACCAGGGAUGGACAUUGCAUUUGGAUUGUAAAAUGGGCGGGGUUAUGGAUUCAUAAGCUUAUGUAGUCAUGCCGUACGUGCUAUGUUCUUCACACUGGUGUAUACGAAGUAGAGCAUCAUGAUAUGAAUUGCCUCGG